AUGGCGCAACCCCGACGCGAUGAGCCGCCCACGGCGCCAAUCAAGGCACUCCCGAUGGCUGCCUCUGUGAUUCAUGUCCCCAAGAGGGGACAGGUUCUGUCCGCGGGCAACCCCCUUUCCAUGUCGCAGAGCGACGUCUCGCUGCCCUUUCGCAGGAGCAACCCCUCGGCCGCCUCGCUCUACGCCUCGACGCUCUCACCGCCCGGCUCCCGAUCCAUGUCUCCGUCCGGCCGCGGCUCGCCGUCGCAAUACCUUGCCAACACCGUCUUCGACGUCAGCCAGGGACGCGGUCUCCCUGAAAAUGCGGCCGAUAGCCCUGGGGAGCCCCUCAGUCUGGUCCUAAGGGCCUUUGUCCCGCACGUGGCUGUGUAUCCCUCGGCAGAUACUGAAGCGCUGGUUCGCGAAAAGGGUUUCAAAAAUGGUCUAUGGGAGCUUCUUCGGCCCUUUGGGGAGAGAAUACAAGGCAAGGUUAAUGUGCGCGAUAGCAAUGGGGUGAGCCGUGUCGCAGAGGACUUCUCCAUCCGCUUUACAAAGUUCGGAGACAACAUAGAGCACCCAGACCCCGCCAUUUCUGGUCCGCGGCCGUCUUCGAUGGAUGAGAAAAACGGUCGACAAUCGGCGUCAGCCCGGGACAAAACUAUAUUGUCAGAUGUUGAAGCGAUAGUCGACAAGCACCUGACUUUUGCAGAGCAAGCUUUCCAAGCGUCCCCCAACCACGACAUUUUGAGACGGCAAGGACUCGAUGUGGAAACAGCGUCCCCUUACUACGCUUUAUAUCUCCGCCGACUACUAUCCGGCCUCCCAAUAACACCACACGAAACCUUUGCGCACCCAGUCGCCUGCGUCGUUGCGAUUAGUUCACGCAACGAAACCCCCAUCGAGGAACUGCGCCGACUGUACGCUGAAACGAACCUGGGAGACCACAGAUUGCCUCCCUGGGUUGAUGGGGAAUAUUUACGCUAUUACGUGCUCGUUCACGAUGAAGAAAACGGAGACAUUACAAGGUCUAUGGCACUGUUUGAACAGAUGAAACGACACCUUGGCCUGCAUUGCCACCUCCUACGACUUCGAUCCAGCCAAAGCGCCGAAACAGACGACGACAGCAUUCCAUUACCCCGGAGUGAUUGGAUGACUGCCGCGGAAGAGCUUCACAACAUUAAGCGCAGUGAGGAUGACGAGGAUUUCGACGACCCAUCUCAGUACAUAUUCGAAUCUGAUGCGACCGCUAUUCGCACUUUGAUCAAGGAAAUGGUCACACAGUCCAUUGUUCCCACCAUGGAAAGACAUAUGUCUGUAUGGAACGAUCAGGUGGCAUCUCGACGAAGGGGUAUUACCGGAAAAUUUAUGAACCUGUCGCGUAAAUGGACUGGAUUUGGCGGAGGCGGUCGAACAUCUGUCGGUGGCGGUGCUAGCAAUAAGGAUAUAUAUGACCCUGCUGGCUUCUACCAUGCGACUGCUGCAGAAGCCAUCAUGCGGAAAUUGGCCGACUUUGCCUUCAUGUUGCGAGACUGGAAACUGGCAUAUUCAACAUACGACUUGCUGCGACCAGAUUUCAGCGAAGCAAAGGCAUGGAAAUACUAUGCCGCAGCCAACGAAAUGGCCGCUAUCAGCAUGCUCAUGAUGCCCCAACAACUGACGUCGAAAACGCGGACAGAAACUAUUGACCAAAUGCUCGAGUCGGCUUUCUAUUCAUACCAGACCCGAUGCAGCAGCCCAUACGGCGCUCUACGGAGUCUCACACUAGGCCUUGAGCUAUUACGCCUACGAGGGGGCUCCAAUGUCGAUGACGCCGGGCGAUGGGGCCUGCGACUACUGGAGUCGCGCAUCCCGGGCCGCAUCGGUGACGCUCUCACCAAAGAACGUCUCGCCAUCUGCUACGCCUCUAAGACAGGCAUUGGCAGCUGGCACUGGGGCAGCCGCCGCCGGAAGUCGGCUGCCUGGGCCGUUUUGGCCGCCGAGGCGUGGGCGGAGCAGUCCAAGUACAUUCCUGCGCAGCGCUGCCUCAGCGAGGCGCAAAAGACAUACCGUCCGCGGACGGCGGCCGAGGGGGCGACGACGCAUUUUGCCACAGCCAUGGCCUACGUGGACGGCCUGCAGCGGGAGAUUGCGGACAGGCUCGGCCACGCAGACGACACGGCGGACGAAUCGGCGCUGGAGGAGUCGCAGAGCGAGAUUGAGGAAGAGAGCGAGGCGCUGACGGAUGAACGCGCUCGAAGACCUAGCAUGCUUGCGCGUGGCGGUUUAGAAACAGAACCUCUUCACAUGGAGCAGUUGGAGGGCGAAGUGCCUGAUGCUGCGCAUCAGCAAGACUUUGACUAA
Cordyceps militaris CM01 is the source of this 2319-nucleotide messenger RNA. RefSeq lists its product as uncharacterized. The coding region runs from base 1 to 2319 and encodes 772 amino acids. Gene Ontology annotation, biological process: endoplasmic reticulum to Golgi vesicle-mediated transport; protein localization to phagophore assembly site. Lineage: Eukaryota; Fungi; Ascomycota; Sordariomycetes; Hypocreales; Cordycipitaceae. The record is from RefSeq and is a predicted model, not a curated record. Gene Ontology annotation, cellular component: phagophore assembly site; cytoplasmic vesicle; TRAPPIII protein complex. The transcript has a single exon.